Morus notabilis is the source of this 1323-nucleotide messenger RNA. RefSeq names its product probable E3 ubiquitin-protein ligase XERICO. Bases 701 to 1204 code for a protein of 167 amino acids. The transcript has a single exon. The record is from RefSeq and is a predicted model, not a curated record. NCBI's taxonomy places the organism in Eukaryota, Viridiplantae, Streptophyta, Magnoliopsida, Rosales, Moraceae. Gene Ontology annotation, molecular function: zinc ion binding.
GUUUUAUUGUUAAAUUUAACCAAAAUCACACGGAAACAAGUAAUUUUUAAACAGAUUUUCAACUGUCCGAAAACAAAAAUCUACUGAUGGUUACCUUUUCAAGAUCUACCCCCGUAAAAGUCUUCAUAUAUCGGAGGAUUUUGAUGAAGAGCCUUUAUGAGGUCCCAAAAAUCCAAAAGCAGGGAGUGAAAGCAAACGAGUGUUUUGGUCUUUCAAGACAGCCAAAAAAAAAAAAAAAAAUCAUAAAACCAUUGGCCAUAUAACAACAGAAUCAAGAAACUUCCAUCCUUGACCCUCCCCUACUGAAAGGCCACUUCCUGUGCCACAACGCACCAUCUCGUCGGCUCUCACAAACUCCCGCGGACGCGUGGCCUCAUCAAGAAUGCUCUUUUCGGUCCAUUCUCAAAAAGACCAGUUAUAAUUCAGUUCCAUCGCAUUAACCAAUCACCCCAAUCUUAAAACAAGGCUACACGAGUCGCCACGUGUUGGGACUGACCCCACCAUGGUUAAAUCCCACCAACCAGGGUUAAAUAAUGAUGGUUAAGAACAAGCAAAGCCCAUUCAUCAUGUGUUGUUGUGUAUACACUAUUUAUCACCUAUCCCCAAGCAAAUCCUCUUUAAUUCGUUCCUUUUCCUGUGGCAUCAUAAUUACUACAAAGUCUUGGACUUUGUUACCUAGUUAUUUUGUUCUUCUCAGAAAAUGGGUCUAUCAAACUUCCCAACAGCAGCUGAAGGAGUCCUACCAGUUCUAGUAAUGAACAGCGUCUUGUCAGUGACUCUGCUGAAGAACAUGGUGAGAUCUGUGAUUCAAGUGAUGUGUGGUGCCAAUUAUGUCAAUUCUUCAAACGUAGAGGAAGACCCAGAUGACCUUUCUUCUUCUUCUUCUUCUUCUUCUUCUUCUUCGGCAGAGGCAGUUUCAAGGGAGAGGAGAAUCUCAAUUACCCAGUUCAAGUCUCUGUGCCAAAACAGGUCUUGUGAUGCCAAAAAUAGCACAAGUUCUAGUAUUAGUGGUAUUAGUGGGAGUACUAGUAGUAGUAGCAGCACUAAUACUAGUACUAGUGAGUGUUGUGUUUGUUUUUGUGGAUUUGAAGCUGAUGAAGAGGUUAGUGAGUUGUCUUGUAAGCAUUUCUUUCACAAAAAUUGUUUAGACAAGUGGUUUCACAACAAACACACCACCUGCCCUCUUUGCCGUUCUAUUGACUAGAUUCUAUCUUUUGGAGGUUUCUAGAGGAUUAAAACUAGUGCUUCUCUUUUGGGUUGUGCUUUUUUUUUUUUGGGAAUCUCUAAAGGUUUUGAGAAAGAUUAGAGAAAGUUCUUUUCAAA